Molecule: messenger RNA, 679 nt
Organism: Vavraia culicis subsp. floridensis
Lineage: Eukaryota; Fungi; Microsporidia; Pleistophoridae
Exons: 1
Coding region: 1-636 (211 amino acids)
Source: RefSeq, a predicted model, not a curated record
AUGCCUGUAAUAAUACUUUGUGGGGACAGCAAAUAUGUGGAACAGUUCUGCGACGAUUACACAGGUAGAUGUAACGAUAAGAAGAUUGUGGUACACCAUGAAGCAUUUUCAGAGGCAAUAAGUGACGUAAUAGAAGAUGACGCGUCUUUCUUUCACAUUAUCACACGCUCAUAUUGCAAAUCGGAGCGGUACAUCUCAUAUUGCCAUGCAAAAAGGUUCAAGACGGGAUACAUUGUUGUGUUCCUGCAGGGCGACAAUGUGGAUGUGGAGUUAGAAGUACCACUGGAAUCAAAUCGCUACGAUAAUCCUUUGAUUACGGUACAGAAUUACGGUGAGACGUGCAGAAACGAGCUUUUUAGCAGCAUAAAUGGUGUUUUGAGCGAUAAAAAAAUGAAAAGGUCGAGAUCGAACGAGAAAUUCAUAGCACAUGAGGAUUACAUCAAAAAGAUAAAAAGUAUAAUCAAUGAAGUGCAUAGCAAGUACGAUUUAAGAAACGCGUUCGAUAUUUGUGUUGAAACCGAAAAUCGUAUGAUGAGCAUUGUUGGUAUCAGGAAGAUUGGGAUAGAGGGUUUGGGCGAAUACUAUGAAAGCAUGUUGCGAGAAGCGCUGUACGAAAGAGGAAUGCUGAACGAAUAGACUUGAAUUAACGCAUAGCUUGUGGUUUACUGCUGAUCCGAUA